Molecule: messenger RNA, 6123 nt
Organism: Microcebus murinus (gray mouse lemur)
Lineage: Eukaryota; Metazoa; Chordata; Mammalia; Primates; Cheirogaleidae
Source: RefSeq, a predicted model, not a curated record
GCGGCCUGCGCGCGGGCCGUCGCCCCCGGGCAUGCGAGGCGGCAGCUCGGCCGGUGGGCCCGGAGCGGCGCUGAGGCCGGCGGCGGACGCUCUACCCACUUUGGCCUGGACCCAAUCUCCAAGGGCUAAAAAUAUUGCCCGGAGGCUCCUGAGCGGAAUCAGAUCGCGCUAAGUAGGGCACAGCGGAGAGGCGACAAAGCUCCUGGGCCCCAGGGCCCGCGGAGCAGACUCUGGAGCGCGGUCCCGCCCACGGGCGCAUCAGCGCUGGCCCCUGCCGGCAGGUGAGCGGCCCCGGGCGCCGGUCUUCUGAAGUCGCCCCACGACCGAGCAGCUGUGCCCGCCCGGGCGUCUCCCUGCCCAGGGGACCUUCAGUGUCACCGCAGGCUUUCCAGGGGUCCCUCGAUGCCCUACGAACCACAGCUGGAAGUUUCCCGCUGCAAGAAUCACUGUACUAACAGGUGUGUGUGGAGGCCAGCAUGAAGCUGAAGAAGCAGGUGACGGUGUGUGGGGCUGCCAUCUUCUGCGUGGCCGUCUUCUCCCUCUACCUUAUGCUGGACCGAGUGCAGCAUGAUCCCACCCGACACCAGAACGGCGGGAACUUCCCCCGGAGCCAAAUUUCUGUGCUGCAGAACCGCAUCGAGCAGCUGGAGCAGCUGUUGGAGGAGAACCAUGAGAUUAUCAGCCACAUCAAAGACUCCGUGCUGGAGCUGACAGCCAACGCGGAGGGCCCGCCCGCCCUGCUGCCCUACUACACAGUCAACGGCUCCUGGGUCGUGCCACCAGAGCCCCGGCCCAGCUUCCUCUCCAUCUCCCCUCAGGACUGCCAGUUUGCUUUGGGGGGCCGGGGCCAGAAGCCAGAGCUGCAGAUGCUCGCCGUGUCAGAGGAGCUGCCAUUUGACAACGUGGACGGCGGCGUGUGGAGGCAGGGCUUUGACAUCUCCUACGGCCCGCACGACUGGGACGCCGAAGACCUGCAGGUGUUCGUGGUACCCCACUCUCACAAUGACCCAGGCUGGAUCAAGACCUUCGAUAAGUACUACACGGAGCAGACCCAGCACAUCCUCAACAGCAUGGUGUCCAAGCUGCAGGAGGACCCGAGGCGGCGCUUCCUCUGGGCGGAAGUCUCCUUCUUCGCCAAGUGGUGGGACAACAUCAACGCCCAAAAGAGAGCAGCAGUCCGAAGGCUGGUGGGAAACGGGCAGCUGGAGAUUGCCACAGGAGGCUGGGUGAUGCCGGACGAGGCCAACUCCCACUACUUCGCGCUGAUUGACCAGCUCAUCGAAGGACACCAGUGGUUGGAGAGAAACCUUGGUGCAGCCCCACGCUCUGGCUGGGCAGUGGACCCCUUUGGACACAGCUCCACCAUGCCUUACCUGCUCCGCCGUGCCAACCUGACCAGCAUGCUGAUCCAGAGGGUGCACUAUGCCAUCAAGAAGCACUUUGCUGCCACCCACAGCCUGGAGUUCAUGUGGAGGCAGACAUGGGACCCGGACUCCAGCACAGACAUCUUCUGCCACAUGAUGCCCUUCUACAGCUACGACGUCCCUCACACCUGCGGUCCCGAUCCCAAGAUCUGCUGCCAGUUUGAUUUCAAACGCCUGCCCGGUGGGCGCAUCAACUGCCCUUGGAAGGUGCCCCCCCGGGCCAUCACAGAGGCCAACGUGGCAGAGAGGGCGGCCCUGCUCCUGGACCAGUACCGGAAGAAGUCCCGGCUGUUCCGAAGCAACGUCCUCCUGGUGCCGCUCGGCGAUGACUUCCGGUACGACAAGCCCCGAGAGUGGAGUGCCCAGUUCUUCAACUACCAGCGGCUCUUUGACUUCUUCAACAGCAGGCCCGACCUCCACGUGCAGGCCCAGUUUGGCACCCUCUCUGACUAUUUUGACGCUCUGUACAAGAGGACCGGGGUGGAGCCAGGGGCCCGGCCUCCAGGCUUUCCUGUGCUGAGCGGGGAUUUCUUCUCCUACGCGGACCGGGAGGAUCACUACUGGACAGGCUACUACACUUCCCGGCCUUUCUACAAGAGCUUGGACCGGGUCCUGGAGGCCCACCUGCGGGGGGGCAGAGAUCCCUGUACAGCCUGCGCCGUGGCGCACGCCCGCCGCGCCGGGCUGGCCGGGCAGUACCCUGUCCGACGUCUCACCCUCCGUGACGGAACUCGGCGCACCCCUGGGCCUUCCAGCCAAGACGCCAUCACCGGCACCAGCCAAGCGAGACCACGUGGCUGAAUGGACUACGGGGUCAGGCUCGCUGCGCGCGCGCGUUGUGCAGGCCUGAAGCAGGUCAUCGUCAACGCGGCUCACUAUCUGGUGCUGGGGGACAAGGAGGCCUACCACUUUGACCCCGAGGCGCCCUUUCUCAGCGUGAGGCCGCACCUGCUGGGGGGGCCGCCCUGGCCAUCGGAUGGACACCCGCCUCAAGUCAGCGACGACCCCUGCCGGAGCGCACGCGUGAUCCACGCGGACUCCUCAGCCCAGGUGGCCGCGGGCCAGGCCGGGCGCAAGAGAGGCAAAGCCGCGCCGCCCGGCGUCUCGCCCCUCCCGGCCCCAAGUUGUCAGGGAUCACGGCAAGGACCAUCAGUUUGUCGGCGCUGGAGCUGCUGCACCCGUCGAGGCGUGGUCCCCGGCGUCUACCAGGUGAUGCGGAGCUGCCGGCAGGUGGCGCCCGGGCCCAGCCCUUCUGUGCCCGUCUUUGGCCCCGCCCGCCCGGGACUCCACUGUGCCCACGGAGCCCAGCUUCCCGCCCUCCUGCCGGUGGCCCUGCUCACUCCCCAGUCUGAUGAGGACAAAGGGGCAAGUAAUCCCACCCCCACUGUCAGGAGGGGACAGAGGUCCCGCGUCAGCAAGCAAGUGCCUGGGCCCCAGAAUCCCAGGCCCGCGUCCAGGAGUGAAGCCCAGGCGUGGCACCUGCCUCCUCACCCCCCACCCCUGUGCCCGCAGGUGUCUGUGCCCAUCCGCCUGCCGGCCCUGGGCCUGGGUGUGCUGCAGCUGCACCUGGGCCUGGACGGGCACCGCACGCUGCCCUCGUCCGUGCGCGUCUACCUGCACGGCCGGCAGCUGCCCGUCAGCAGGCACGAGGCCUUCCCGCUCCGCAUCGUCGACUCGGGCACCAGCGACUUCGCGCUCAGCAACCGAUACAUGCAGGUCUGGUUCUCAGGCCGCACUGGGCUCCUCAAGAGCAUCCGAAGGGUGGACGAGGAGCAGGAGCAGCGGGUGGACAUGGCGUUCCUCGUCUACGGCACCCGCACGUCCAAAGACAAGAGCGGAGCCUACCUCUUCCUGCCCGACGGCGAGGCCAAGCCCUACGUCCCCAAGGAGCCCCCCGUGCUGCGUGUCACCGAAGGCCCUUUCUUCUCGGAGGUGGUUGCAUACUACGAGCACGUUCACCAGGUGGUCCGGCUUUACAACCUGCCAGGGGUGGAGGGGCUGUCUCUGGACAUGUCGUCCCUGGUGGACAUCCGGGACUACGUCAACAAGGAGCUGGCCCUGCGCAUCCACACAGACAUCGACAGCCAGGGCACCUUCUUCACAGACCUCAAUGGCUUUCAGGUGCAGCCCCGGCGGUACCUGAAGAAGCUGCCGCUGCAAGCCAACUUCUACCCCAUGCCGGUCAUGGCCUACGUCCAGGACGCGCGGUGGCGGCUCACGCUGCACGCUGCGCAGGCCCUGGGCGUGUCCAGCCUCGGAGACGGCCAGCUGGAGGUGAUCCUGGACCGGCGACUGAUGCAGGAUGACAACCGGGGCCUAGGCCAGGGGCUCAAGGACAACAAGAGGACCUGCAACCGGUUCCGCCUGCUGCUGGAACGGCGAGCCGUGGGCAGCGAGGUGCAAGACGGCCGCUCCGUCAGCUAUCCGUCCCUCCUCAGCCACCUGACCUCCGUGCACCUGAACAGCCCGGCGCUGGCCCUGCCCGUAGCCAGGCAGCCGCCCCCAGGCCCCGGCCUGCGGUCCUUCCACCCUCUGGCUUCCUCGCUGCCCUGCGACUUCCACCUGCUCAACCUGCGCUCGCUCCAGGCGGAGGAUGACACCCUGCCCUCGGCGGAGACCGCACUCCUCCUGCACCGCAAGGGUUUCGACUGCGGCCUCGAGGCCAAGAACUUGGGCUUCAACUGCACCACAAGCCAAGGCAAGGUGGCCCUGGGGAGCCUUUUCCACGGCCUGGACGUGGCGUUCCUGCAGCCCACCUCGCUGACGUUGCUGUACCCGCUGGCCUCGCCCUCCAACAGCACCGACGUCUACGUGGGGCCCAUGGAGAUCGCCGCCUUCCGCCUCCGCCUGGGCUAGGGCUUCUCGUGGCCUGAUGAGACCGCCUCUCACCGUCCCGAUCCGCCUCCCAGAACUGGGACAGACUGGGCCGCGCCCUCGUCCUCUGUUUAUUGCCGCUGCUGUGUUCGGGGCCGCCCGCAAGCCCAGCGGCCGGCAGACGGGGCAGCCAGCGAGGUCGGGGAGGGAAGGCCCCUGGGCAGAGCAGCCGGCGCCAGACCCAGCGGCCGGUGGUGAGCGGCCACCAGCGGGGCACAGGCCCAAGCGCCCGUCCUUUUCCCAAGGGCACGCGGGAGACGCCGAGGCACACAGAGGAGGUGAGGGAGGCUGGGCAGGUAACCGCCAGCGCACGCCAGUGUGGCAGGGGCUGGCUCUGGGGGAAUCCUGUGUUCUGUGGAGACCGCGUGUGUGGUGUGACCAGGAGGAGAGCGACUCUGGGGAGAGAGGGGCGGGGACCCAGAGUUAGUGGUGGGUGGAGGAGUUGAAGGAAUCCGUGCUUCUCCGCAUAGUCUGAAGGCCUUGCUGCUCUCUGUGAUGGCUCCACCUGGCCCACAUGCCCCGGCUCGGGGCUGCCGGGUGGCAGGGAGGACUCACUAGAGACUGUCACGGCCAGAGGUCAUAGGACACUUCAGGUAUCAAAACCCCUAUAGGCCAAGCUGGGCGCGUGGCCUAUGUGUUGCCUUGUGGGAGGGUGGCGGGGGCGUGGGGUCCUUCGCCCUACCUGACCCCGCCCCGCCCCUGUACUCUGUCCACCACCCUUCCCAAGAGCUCCUGCCCGCCACGGGGCGUGGCCCUACUUCCUCCACCCGGAGAGAAAGUGAAUCCUCCGAGCCCCAUGUGCUCGGGCAGCUCGAGAAGGCUUUCGGCACCACCACGCCUGGCCGUCGGGCCUUCGAAGGUCCGUCCUUCCGCAGAAACCCUCGAUUCGGGGCCAGGGCACAGGGACGUGAGACCACGUCAGGAGGCGGCACGGCUGCCCGAGAGCCCGCAGCGCAGCCUCGAUUAACAGAGACACAUUCGCGAUAGUCUCUGCAAGACGCGGUAAAGCUACUCGGCGAAAUUUAAAAUCCAUCCCUUGUUAAAACUCUUAGUAAGUUAAGACUAGAGAGAGACAUCCUAAUCUAGAUGAAGGUGUCUCUCAGAAAUGCAGGUGCUGGCAUUCUGAAGAGUCAGUUCCCAGCAAAGUCAGAGAGUAGCCAAGGGCAGCUGUCACUCGGCAACGUCCUGGCCCUGCCAGCCCCUCAAUGAGGCCAGAUGAGGGAGACCAGGAAGAAAUAGCGUUGUCGCCGUUUGUAGACAAUAACAGCGCCUACCUUGAAACUCUGAAUCAAGCGAAGACCUAUUGAGAGUGUUCUGGAAGCUCACCCAGGGAUACUACACAUCACGUCUGUGUGAGGAUCUCGGUUCUCCCCACAUCAGCCGAUAAAUUCGCUGUAAUUCCAGCGAGAUUGGAUACUUUUUGGAAUUUGCCAGGUCCUGACGUUCACUUGGGAGAGUAAAUGUGUGAGGCUACUCGGACAGUCCUGAAUGGUGAGUUGGGUGGCGCUGCGGUGGGGAAGAGGCGCUCGAGCUGCCGGCUGCCUUUCCCGAAGGACUCUCGCCCUGCCGUGAACUCUGCUCGGUGUGACGGGAAGCGGGUCAGACAGACGCUGGGACAGACGGAGAGUCCAGAAACAGACCCAGGGACACAGGCGAUUAGGAUAUGGCAGGAGGACUAUUUUAAAUGGGGGGAAAGAAGGAUUAUUUAGUUAAUAGUACUUUGAGACAACUAGCUAUCUAUUAAAGUAAGUUAAAGCUCUACCUCACAGUUUCUGAAAAAAUUAGUUCCGGAGGGAAAAAACAAAAAAAUAAAACUACAAAAUUA